Messenger RNA from Physcomitrium patens, 611 nucleotides. Lineage: Eukaryota; Viridiplantae; Streptophyta; Bryopsida; Funariales; Funariaceae. The record is from RefSeq and is a predicted model, not a curated record.
CUCGUGAAAGAAACAGGCUCAAAGUGGAAAGUGGCUAGUGGACAUGACCACAAUAGACUUGUUUAUGUGAGCUUUUGUCACCUUUUGCUUCAAAUCUGCUUAUGACUCAAGGAGUUAAGAUAUUGCCAUCUGCCUUACAAUGAAGGAUAACAAGAAAUUGAGGGAUGCAAAAUUUGCAAAAGACUUUCAAGCUGUGCUUGUAGAGUUUCAGAAUGCUCAGAGAAUCGCUCAGGAGCGGGAAAGUUGUACGCACCAUUCAUUCCUGAAGAUGUAUUAUCAACAAGGCAAUAUCCAAAUGACGUGUAUUCAGUGUCAGAGGAAAACCUGGAACAGAAAGCGUUCUAUGCUGCACAAAGAUCGUAAAAGCUUACCGUCUACUCUUAAAGAAGCUGGUUUUCCGUAAAUCUGUUUGUGUUAAAUCUGUUUUAUAUGCUUUGUGAAGUGCACGGCACAUAUCAGAGAACCCUUUCUUCAGUCAGAUUUAUUGAAAAUUGACUAAGUUAAUCAAACAUUCACACAUGUAAUUUUGUAGUAAUAUAUCAUUAUCUAUUAAAAAACUUGAUAAGAUUUUUCAUUCUUAAAUAUGAAUAUAUGAAACACUUACAAAGAAA